Emiliania huxleyi CCMP1516 is the source of this 177-nucleotide messenger RNA. RefSeq lists its product as hypothetical. The transcript has a single exon. Gene Ontology annotation, biological process: regulation of DNA-templated transcription. NCBI's taxonomy places the organism in Eukaryota, Haptophyta, Isochrysidales, Noelaerhabdaceae. The record is from RefSeq and is a predicted model, not a curated record. Gene Ontology annotation, molecular function: DNA-binding transcription factor activity; DNA binding. The annotation marks the transcript as partial.
AAGCAGCGCUUCGUGUGGACCUCGGAGCUCCACCGCCGCUUCGAGGCCGCCGUCAACACGCUCGGCAUCGACCACGCCAAGCCGCAGGCCAUCUCGCAGCUGAUGAACUUCGAGGGCGCGCCCACGCGGCAGAACAUCCAGUCGCACCUGCAAAAGUACCGGGGGCUGAUGCAGAAG